Penicillium egyptiacum is the source of this 1512-nucleotide messenger RNA. NCBI's taxonomy places the organism in Eukaryota, Fungi, Ascomycota, Eurotiomycetes, Eurotiales, Aspergillaceae. The record is from the annotation of a GenBank genome assembly.
AUGCGAGGCGCUCCAGUCGUUCUUCUCUACGCCGUGACCUUCGUGUCCGGCAUGGUCAUUACUCCCAGACAUGCUGGUGAAGCUCACAUUGCUGUCCGCGGCGGCGGUGAGGACCACUACGGCGGUCCUUGGUGGGCCGGUGACCAUGGGGAUCACGGUGAUGGCAGUCACGACGGUGGUGGUCACAGUGGCGGUGGUCCCCCAGCGGAGACUCCUCCGCCUGUCGAGACUCCCGCACCUGUUGAGACCUCGACUCCGUGCGAGACCGACACGCCUACCAUUCCCCCGGUCGUGACGCCUAGUACUCCCCCGGUUGUGGCACCUAGUACUCCCCCGGUUGUGACACCUACCUCGACCCCAUGUGAAACUGAUACCACGACCCCACCUGUCGAGACCUCCACUCCAUGUGAGACCGACACUCCUACUUCUCCUCCCGCGACCUCGACUCCAUGUGAGACCGACACUCCUACUUCUCCUCCUCCCACGAGCUCGACUCCUUGUGAGACCGAUACUCCCACUUCUCCUCCAGCGAGCUCAACUCCAUGUGAGACCGGCACUCCUACUUCUCCUCCUCCCGCGACCUCGACUCCAUGUGAGACCGAUACUCCCACUUCUCCUCCCGCGACCUCGACUCCAUGUGAGACCGACACUCCUACUUCUCCUCCUCCCACGAGCUCGACUCCUUGUGAGACCGAUACUCCUACUUCUCCUCCCGCGACCUCGACUCCAUGUGAGACCGAUACUCCUACUUCUCCUCCAGCGAGCUCGACUCCAUGUGAGACCGGCACUCCUACUUCUCCUCCUCCCGCGAGCUCGACUCCAUGUGAGACCGAUACUCCUACUUCUCCUCCCGCGACCUCGACUCCAUGUGAGACCGAUACUCCUACUUCUCCUCCUCCCACGAGCUCGACUCCUUGUGAGACCGAUACUCCUACUUCUCCUCCUCCCGCCAGCUCGACUCCAUGUGAGACCGACACUCCUACUUCUCCUCCCGCGACCUCGACUCCAUGUGAGACCGACACUCCCACUUCUCCUCCCGCUUCUACCACUCCUUGCGAGACUGAGACCCGCACUGGUACGCCUCCUCCAGUUACCCUGACCACCACAUACACCACUACCACCUGCCCAGUGACCUGGAGCACUAUCACGAGCGGCACGUCAACCUAUACCCAUCCUGUGACCCAGACCAGCACGAUGACCGUGACGUCCGUUUCCACCUGCACUGAGGGUUGCACUCAGCCCACAGCCCCUCCCACUCAGGUCACAAUUCCCCCUGUUGUUUCCGCAACUUCUGCGGUGGUGCCUCCUCCGGCUACUGAGUCCAGUGCUCCGGCUACUGAGUCCAGUGCUCCGGCUACUGAGCCUACUGCCCCGGCACAGUCAAGCCCCAUCACUUCUUCCACCUCCGCUCCCCCUGCUUCCUCCUCACCCGCUUUCAACAGUGCUCCAGCUCUCCAGAAAUCUGCUGCGGCCUUCAUUCCUGGCCUGGCUCUUCUGUUUGCUCUGCUCUAA